Cylicocyclus nassatus is the source of this 240-nucleotide messenger RNA. The record is from the annotation of a GenBank genome assembly. NCBI's taxonomy places the organism in Eukaryota, Metazoa, Nematoda, Chromadorea, Rhabditida, Strongylidae.
AUGAGUUCUUCAGCACAGCAACAACAGCAUUUUCACGAAAGUGAAGGCUCGGUUCAUGUGCAGCAAUGGCAGUUCGAGGAUAAUAUACAUCCAAUUGAGUCCAUUGAUACACCACCGUUUGCUCUAAUCAAGAUGAAGGUUGAACGAGGCGAGAAAUCCGUCACGCUGGCUUCAUCACUGCCGAGAACAGAUGUGACGACUAGAAAAAAGAGCAGCACGUUCACGCCGGCGAGAUCUUGA